GUGCCAAAGUCUUGGGAAACUUUUAGCAUUUUAGGUUAUGUUUAUUUUGUAUAAUUCAAUAAUUUUAGAAACUGAAUACUCAACUAUCUGGAGUAAAAAUUAAAAUUGUCCUAUUUACUAUUUGAACGUGUUAAAAUGUUUGCCGUAUUUACACGACGGCUGUACUUUGCUUGUGAUAAAAUCCCCGUUCGUCACUUAAGAAACCGAAGUAAAAGACUCGCUGGGCCUGGAGCGAACCCUGGCUUAGAUAAUAGACUGGGCGCGUUCCAAGAAGACGGAAUCAAGGUACAAGAUGAUGAUGUUGAAGAGUUUAUGGAACAAUCGGAAAGCAGUUUCUAUGACGCAGGUGAAGCAUAUAACGCCCAUCUAAAGGAAACAUUAAUUGGGAAACACCACUUGAAGCAUCACAUUGUUAAAGAUAAAUACUUCAGAGAAAACAUGCCCAACCUACUUACCUGGAGUGAGAAGGAACAGAUUCGCCACCUGGCUGCAACACAACCUGAUGAAUGGACUCCUCAGAGAAUCGCUGAAAGCUUUCCUGUUACUGAACCAGUUGUUAAGAAAUUGCUAAAGUAUCCUUGGAAACCAGCAACUGAAGAAAGAAUAACGCGCCAUGACGCAUCAGCUAUGAGAAACUGGAGGGAGCUGAAAGAAGGGACUUUAGAUAUACCAGACGACUUACGUGCACAUUUCCUCAAAUUCUCUGAAAGAAAAAUACCUCCACUAAAUAAGAAAUCAGUCAAAAUAGACAUAUCUCAGGAAAAGAUGGGUGAAUUCGAACAAAUAGUGCAGAGAUGUGCAAUUAAUGAAGAGAAUAAUCACAACACAGAACAAUUUGAAGAAGAACCAUCAGACUCAAAUAUGGAAAGUAAAAUAACAAAAAAGGACUGGAAGAGAGUUACUUUGGAUGAAUUAGCGAGCACUAUAAAAAAUCGUUUAGAUAAAGGAAAAAAUGUAGAUGUACCAGACAAAAUGAUUAUGGAUACAGUCAAUACUUUACCAAGCAAAACUGAAAAUGCACAAGAAAUAAGCAAAGAAAUAGAGCUAUUUGGUGAGACGAAAGAAGAGAAAGGUCUAAUAAAGUCUAAGGAAGAAGAUAAUGAAAUUGUCGCUGGUACCAAUUAUCCAGAAAGAAUAAGAAUACCAAAGAAAGCUUAUCAAAGAGGUGCAACAUACAAAGUCAAUGAUUGCUUCUAUGAUUAUGAUGGGAGAUUCUUGUAUAGAGUAAUAGGCAUGACUGAUACACAUUAAUUUUAGUGACUCGAGUAUAAAAUCGUUAAUUAGAAUUUAUGAUAGAAAAAACUUUAAAGUAAGAAAUAAAACAAUAAACAUUUUAAUGAAGCAUUAUAUUUUUUUUUAUAAAAAUUAUAUCCAUCUCGUUUUACUUGUCCAUUAUAUUACCUACAGUAAAUUUGAAAUUAAAAAUGGAAAUUAACUGUAUACAUUGAAAAUUAUUGCAUGUCUUUUUGUUUACCUUGUUCACAAAGAUUAUUAAUUAUAUAUUACUUCACAUAAUAUUAUAAAAAUACAUCUGGGUGACUAUCACCAUUGUACAUUUAUUAUUGAACUUAAUAUAUGGCUUUAAAACAUCACCUGAGGCAAAUGAAGGUAGAAACACAUUUAUAACAUGCAACCACUCAGUGCAUAAUAUGCUACAUAAACAUCACAUCAAGACAUGUGGAUAGGAUGGAUUGGCAUCCAUCCUAUGGCAAUAGGAUUCUGAUUAUACAAAAUACUAUGAUUUGAUUUGACAUGGUUGCAUAUUAUUAAUGUUACCACCUUUAAACAAUAGCUUUAUAAUAAUUAUUAACUUACAUAUGUUUAUAACAUAGAUAGAUAAAAGCUAACCUGAAAAUUUGAAUAACUCAUUAUUUAAUAGAUAUUUUAAAAAUAUUGCAUGAUAAUAUAAUAUUACGUUCGAAUUUUUCACCAAUAAAAUAUUCAUUCAAGUUGUAUAGUUAUAAGAAAUAAUAAUAUCUGCUAAAUAACUGCCUCACAUCAACUUUGACUAAAACUACAGUUAACUGAUAAUUGAAUAAAUAGUAUUUCGAUUCCUCAACUAUUGUUAGUUAUGAGUAUUCAUAUAUUACAUAAUAAUAUGUAGGUUAAAUUCAGAAAGCUCCAAUACAUUUAGGCCAAUUGCAUAUUGUGAUGAUCGAUCCUGUUACGCGGAAAGGAUCCAAACCGCAUAGUUGGUUUUGGGUAUUCAAAUUGAGGAGGUGGGGAACAGAAUGUAGCAUUUCCUCUUCUGAUAUAUUUUCUUUUAAGAUGCUCGUUGGUUAGAUUAGGUGAAUUAAAUUAUAACAUUUGGCAUGUAGUAAAACAGAAUACUUUUCGUUUAAUACCUACUAUAGUUUUCACUGAUUUCUGAAAGUUAAUGACGAUUUCAAUUAAAGUUCAAACUUUAAAGAUUCCACUUUAUCAUCAAAAAUUGGUCCUGUGUGGGUUGGAUCUUUGUUGCAUAACAGUGCGAAUUUAUUAAUGCAAAUUUAUUUCAAAAGUAUUAUAAUAAAAAGGCCACUCAGUUAACACAAUAACUUCUACGUUUAGAUCAUAUAAAUUAUGUUAAAAUGUUGACACGUUUGAAUACUUUCCAUUUGGCAGUCACAAUUUUAAGGGUCCAAAUAUAACAUUACAACAUGUUACAUGCUUAUUUAACAUGUUUCAUUAGAAUGGGUCACAUGAUCUACAACAAUGUGGACGUGUUCAUCAAAAAAUUUAUAACAUGUUACAACAGCGAACCAAAUUAAUACAUACGUACGACUACGCGUAAUAGAAGUCCUAGGUAUGGUAUAGUUUGUUAAAAUCUAGCCCAAUUCACAUAAGUCCCACUGAAGAAAAGUAUGUAUAAAGAAACUUAUCCAAAGUUUAUCCAUAGCAUUCCAAUUCAGGACUGUUACUUAUAACUUCUUAUUAUCUCUUCUAUACACAAUCUUGUUUUUAUUUAAUUUUUUACAUGAUAUAUCAUGUACAGGCAACAUACAUUAUUAUUUGAUCUUUUGUUCUAAAUGACAUAGUUGAACACAGCAACAGUUAAAAAACUAAGUGCAGUUUUGGAAUGGCUAAAACCUUGUGCAA
Messenger RNA from Maniola jurtina (meadow brown), 3078 nucleotides. RefSeq lists its product as uncharacterized. Lineage: Eukaryota; Metazoa; Arthropoda; Insecta; Lepidoptera; Nymphalidae. The transcript is spliced from 3 exons. Bases 136 to 1251 code for a protein of 371 amino acids. The record is from RefSeq and is a predicted model, not a curated record. Gene Ontology annotation, cellular component: nucleus.